CAGAGCAGGAAGUGGCUGUCAACGUCGUCGCUGCUGCUGUAAUGUGAAUGAAAAUACUGCUGAGUCUUUGUGAAGGAGAGGGCAGCUUUUACGUUUUCAUCUUUUUUUAACUUUCUGCAUCUUUCAAACCGGGGAACUCCUCCUUUUAGCGAACAUGCGGCUCCGUGCGACCUGCGCGCUCCUGGGACUUGUGUUGUUGACGGUCAUCGAUUCAUCAGGAUGCCUCCAGACGGAGGUCCAACCAGAGAAGGGCUCGGCGGUGACGGUGUCCACCGAGCUGCCUUUGGGUCAGUGUGCUGUGUGUACAGUCAGCGGGGUGAAUGGCACACAGACGUCCUGCCACUCCUCUCUGUCUCUGGUACCUGAGGAGAAGGUCAAACUGCUGUUCAACUGCUCCCAGCCGAUUGAGCAGGCAUACACUGUGAUGAUUACUCGCACCAUCGAGUGCACUAAGGACACCUGCACCCCCACAACAGUAGAAACUCAACCCUCCAUCCUCAUAGAGUUCACCAGAACCUUCACCUGGGAGCUCAAGGCACCUGAGAAGACAGUCGUGACUCUGGACAUCCUUGGAGAGGGACUGAUGGAGACGUCACAGCCAUGCCCUAAUGGGUUCCAGUAUUUAGUGGCUACAUCCAAAACAAGCGACAAGGGCCGGACUCAGUACUGUCGGGGUGGUUCUGUUACUCGUUUAGACCUGCCCGACCAAGCUGUUGUCUCUCUGCAAGUUAAGCCAAAGGCUCAGGUGGAAUCUGUGUUGUUCCAGGCCUCUGCUGGACCAUUAAAGGGCCGAUCAGUGGUUGUAACUGUUGAUUCCAGCACAACUGUGGCCAUUAGCCGUAAUCCAGAGGAACCAGAAUGUGAAGUGUGCUCUGGUGAUGGCGCCACUCCCAGCUGUAGCCCGACAGAAAAGUCACUGACGAACGCUGAAAAUCUUCAGCUGGAGUUCAGCUGCCCAAAACCUGAGGAUGUGUACAGUGUGAAGAUAAACAAGAAAAUAGAAUGCACCAAGACCUCCUGCACUCCAGCUGCAGGAGACAUUGAUCCUGACCUCUUCAAGGACUUUGAAAAAUCGCUAAAGUGGGACAUUAGUGUACCAGAGAGGACCGUAUUAACUUUGGACUUCCCUGGUGGAUUAAAGGAGUUGUCUGGAGCAGAAAAUUGCCAAGAUGGUCACCAGUACUCAGUGAGUACAACUAAAGGCGACGGAAAGAUCAAAACUAACAGUUACUGCAAGGGUGGGCCAGUUUCUCAUCUGGAUCUGCUCGGAGCGACGACUGUAACUACAGAAGUUCCCAAAGGAGGAGAAGUUGAGUCAACAGCAUUCGCUGUCAAAGCAGCACCAAGAGGUGGCAGAAUGAUGUCCGUGACCCCUGAUCCCAACACCAUCAUCAGCAUCAGUAGGGUGACCAGCGAGCCCGACUGCAGUGUGUGUGAGAAGAAGGCGCCUGAACAGACGUGCAACACUCAGCGUCUCACCCUGAAAGAUCCCACCAACACCUCAGUAGAGUUUACCUGUCCUCAGCCUCAGGAUGUCUUCAGUGUGGAGAUCAACAGAGAAAUUGACUGCACAGAGGCCUCCUGUUCGGGUAACAUCGUUCAGGCCGAGUCCUCACUGUUCCCAGACUUCAAUCGGACCUUCACCUGGGAUCUGAAAGUGGUCUCAACUCGGGCCUUCCAGCUAGACUUUCCAGAGCCUGGAAUGCGGCAGAUUCCCAACGAGGACACCUGUCCAGAUGGCCACACAUACUCACUUCUUACGUAUCUGCGCACAGGACCAGCAACCAUUGGUACCUUUUGCAAAGGAGGAACUGUGACCACCAUCCAGGCUCGCUACAAGGGCCGCAUGUCUCUACAGGUGCCUGGGGACAGGAAGCUGGAUCCUGUUGACUUCAAACUCACUGUUGGGCCUGAGACCAGCAUGGUUGCCAUAGUGAAAGUCAACCUACCACGAGGUGUAUCAGACACAAAGUUCAUCACAGCCAACUAUCCCAGUGAUUUUCCUGAUAACCAGCAGAUGCAGUGGGACUUCAAGGUGCCCGGCAUGCACAACUACACGAUGCAUUUCCUGGAUCACACGGCUCCAGAGUGCCUCAAAAAUGAAGUGGAGGUGCAGUACCAGAAAGGGGGCAAUAAGGUGACCAAGCUGACUCUGACGGAUCCUCAGCCGGAGCAUCAGCAGGGCAGCUUCAGCAUGGUGCUGAAGAACUGUGAAACCAACAGGACGCUACAAGGACUUGCCUUGAGCUACAAAGUCUCUGUCAUGAGGAGCGGUCAUCCAGUGCUUUGUACAGUGGAUCUAACCAAACACCAAGGAGUGUCCCUGCAGAUAGAGAAAGUGGGUUCAGAUCCCUACUGUGAGAUGAGCAUCGACUCUAAUGUUCAAGAGAAGAUAAUCGUUGCUGCAGGCACUAAGGCCAGCCUCUCCUUCCUCGACUGUCCAAAUGAAGACGUGCGCCUGACCGCCAGUAAAGUUCUUGGCUGCCAAAAUGUGGCGUCAUGCUCCCCGACUCUCCUCACCGUGCCCAAGCUGGAUUCCUGCCUACGGAUGCCCCUCCACAGCUUCACCUGGCACCUCAGCAUCCCUCAGGACAGCACGUUGGAUCUGACGUCGCCCACGGGGAGUCUUCGACAGUCCCUGCCUGGCCAGGAGUGUAAUCAGUCUGUCUUCAUGCACGUGGCAGAGGACAAUGGAGUUUCUGUUGGAGAUUUCUGCUUUAACGGAGUCAUCCAGAAAGUUCAGGUGCACGCCAACAUCUCUGUCACAGCCACAGUCCAGAACUUCACCAAGACCAGGGGGCCUUUCCUCAACGUCAGCUACAGUCAGGAGAUUCCAGAGACCAUUAUUUACAGAGUCAGCCCAAAGAUGCCGUCCCCGACCCUGCUGGCCACCCCCAACUGGCCUCAGGGCAUGAGGCCUUCCUCCACCGUGUCCUGGAUCGUCACUCUCCCGAGCCAGUACCAGGCCAACAUGCAGUUUGUCAACCUCAGCCAGCCCAAAUGCAAUGACAGGCACACCGCCAUCAAGGUGAAGAUGCUGGGCCACGAGGAGGAGAUCAUGAGCCGCAGGGAGGACGAGGAGGCGGAGGACAAGCUGUUGGUGCCGCAGAGUUUCUAUCUCAACAUGUCCAACUGCGUACCAGAGGAGGGACAGUUUGGUGCAGUGACCAAAAUCGUUCUGGAGAAGAAGACCAAUCUCUUGGCCAUCCUUCUCGGGAUAGCAGGAGCUCUUUUACUUCUGAUCAUAGUGCUGGUUGUCGUAUGCAUCGUCACAAAGAAAAAGAAAAAAGACAAGAUGAACAAGGAGUCAUCCAUCUACAUGGGGAAAGGGAAUAUCUUCCGCCCAGGUGACAGACACUUCAGCAAAAGUCGGUCUGACAACGAGUCCCACGUCUACGACUCCAUAGAUGAGACGAUGGUGUACGGCCACCUAUUGGGUGAUUCCAGCUACGCCGACAGCAUUCAGGACCGCUACAAAGGGAUGCAGGUGGACUCUUAUCAGACGUUUUCAGGCCCCACUGAUGGAGAGCUGCCUGUAAUCAGAGAGCCGGACCAAGGGCCCGAGAUGGACCGGGACAAGACGUUCCUGGAUCCGUCUAUGAGUUUCAUCCCUCCCCGUCCGCGCACUCCUAUUGACCGCCAGGACAGCCUCGGCUUCGAGGACCGCAGGAUGGUGGACAAUGAACUGUACACGUUCAAGAGCACCGGCGAUAUGAACACAAUCCGGCUCUCCGGUGUUGACUUGGAGCCACAGCCACCAAUAACAGAGGAGUCCUUGUAGUGCAGUCAGGACUGUAACUGCACGAUGGACCGCUGUUACUAAAUUCUCGUUACGUUGCAGAGUAUCUCCAGGCUGCACUGAUGUGAGCUUUGAUCACACUCAGGGAAUCCGUGUUCAAUGAGCAUCUGAAUACGGCGUGAACGUCGUCUCUGUCAGUCUUUUUUAAAGCUUCAAGAGUAGAUGCUACGAUCCUCUUCUUUCAAGGAAGUUUGGGAGAUACUUUUUCGCUUUCUUGCCAACAGUUUGAUGAGACGAUCAAUUCCAUUCUCAUGUUUGUCCAGUAAAAUAAGGCCACAGCUGGCAGCUGGUUAGCUUAGCAUAACAUAAAGGCUCAAAACAAGGGGAAACGGUUAGCCUGCUCUGUCCAAAGAUAGCAUAAUCCACCUGCCAGCAUCUCUAAAGAUCACUAAUUUAUGCAUUAUGUCUGUUUGAUCUGUACAGUGACUUCCUGGUGUCUUGUCGUUACUUGAAGUCACUGUACCCAACCAAGAAAUAGUCCCUGUAAAGCCUUGUCUUGUUUAUGCUUUGAUUUUUAUAUGACUUGGAUAAAUUACAUAUUAAUUAGUGAGCUUUAGAGGAGCUGGAAGAUGGAUUUUGUUAUCUUUGAGCAGAUCCAUGCUAGCUGUUUCCUCGUCUCAAGCCUUUGUGCUAAGCUAAGCUAAUCACCUUCUGGCCGUGCCUAACCCAAGAAACAUUACAGUGAUGUCAAUCAACUCUCAACAAGAAAGCAACAAAAUCGAUUUGAUUUGCUUAGUUUUAUUAAAUCUCUGCCCAUGGGGCAUGGACUUGAGGAGGGACUAUGAAAAGAAUGUGCGAGUACCUUUGGUCCUUGUUUUUUAAAGUGUUUUUACUGUGUAUUGUUUACUAGUCUGUUUUUAAGAGAUUUGUUUUUUCUGUAAAUACAGUUUAGUUUGUUUUUGCAAUAAAUUCAAGGAAAAUGCUGCA
Molecule: messenger RNA, 4726 nt
Organism: Chelmon rostratus (copperband butterflyfish)
Lineage: Eukaryota; Metazoa; Chordata; Actinopteri; Chaetodontiformes; Chaetodontidae
Gene: cdcp1b
Product: CUB domain containing protein 1b
Exons: 13
Coding region: 155-3781 (1208 amino acids)
Source: RefSeq, a predicted model, not a curated record